This is a messenger RNA of Dunckerocampus dactyliophorus (ringed pipefish), 886 nucleotides long. RefSeq names its product TAF12 RNA polymerase II, TATA box binding protein (TBP)-associated factor (gene taf12). NCBI's taxonomy places the organism in Eukaryota, Metazoa, Chordata, Actinopteri, Syngnathiformes, Syngnathidae. The record is from RefSeq and is a predicted model, not a curated record. Bases 271 to 669 code for a protein of 132 amino acids. The transcript is spliced from 6 exons. Gene Ontology annotation, cellular component: SLIK (SAGA-like) complex; SAGA complex; transcription factor TFIID complex. Gene Ontology annotation, biological process: DNA-templated transcription initiation; RNA polymerase II preinitiation complex assembly. Gene Ontology annotation, molecular function: DNA binding; TBP-class protein binding; protein heterodimerization activity.
GAAAACAACCGGAAGUACAGUCGUGGGGAAAAAAAAUCUCGCAGCUUUUUGCUUGCUCUCUUCAAAGCCGGGUAUUUUGUGUCUUUAUCUCACAUUGUCGUCGUCAAAAACGGCAAUAAAACAUGGACAGAUGAUGUCAGCGUAGUUGGGUAUAUGGACGCGGUCCCGCUUCAAAGAUAAUCCACCACAGUGUUGCUUCUGCAGGAUUCUGAAAGUAAAACAAGACAUCGACAAGUUUGGCAUCAGUCUUCCUGAGUGAGGGCCCUCAGCAUGGCCAACAUCACCACAACGGCAGUGAAGGUUAUUGGAGCUCCUGGUCCCGCAGGCAGAAGCAGCCCUGAAGGAUCCCAGGUGCUCAGCAAGAAGAAGCUACAAGACCUGGUGAGAGAAAUCGACCCCAACGAGCAGCUGGAUGAGGACGUGGAGGAGAUGCUGCUGCAAAUCGCAGACGACUUCAUUGAGAGCGUGGUGACGGCCGCCUGUCAGCUGGCACGCCAUCGCAAGUCCAACACCUUGGAGGUCAAAGAUGUGCAGUUACAUCUCGAGCGCCAGUGGAACAUGUGGAUCCCGGGUUACGGCUCAGACGAGAUCCGGCCGUUUAAGAAGGCGUGCACCACAGAGGCUCACAAACAGAGGAUGGCUCUGAUCCGCAAGACGACCAAAAAGUAGCAAGACUUUUUUUUUCCCCCUGCAUCAGUUAUACCCUUAUUUUGGUUUUGUUUUCCCAAGUAGGGUAUCAAGGAUUGUUGAAGGAGAUUUGUAUUUGUUGACAUUAGUAUUUCAUUGUCUUCCUAUUUUGCAGUGUAUUGCCAAAACAGUCUCAUACUAAUGUAUCUCUUUUGACUUAUUUUUGUUUCUGCUCUUGUCAUUAAACAUCAUCUGUGUU